Quercus robur (English oak) is the source of this 2771-nucleotide messenger RNA. Its product is annotated as CSC1-like protein HYP1. The record is from RefSeq and is a predicted model, not a curated record. The transcript has 11 exons. NCBI's taxonomy places the organism in Eukaryota, Viridiplantae, Streptophyta, Magnoliopsida, Fagales, Fagaceae. Gene Ontology annotation, molecular function: calcium-activated cation channel activity. The coding region runs from base 300 to 2438 and encodes 712 amino acids. Gene Ontology annotation, cellular component: plasma membrane.
GGAUCACAUUCCUUUCUUCCUCGUUUGUAACUAAAAGCAACCUGACCGCCUUUUUUGGCUUGUUCUACUCCUUGGUUUGUUCACUUUCACACUGUUUAAUAAGUCUUUUUGCCAGCUUUGAUGUCUGUCUCACUCUUUUUAAUGCCAUACCCAGUUGAAAACAAAGCGUCAUUGAUAUUGUCUGUUCUUUGCUAGAUCAGUUUUUGGUCUUAGGGGAUUCUAAUUGGGUGCCCUUGCAUGCUGUUUAACAACAGGGUUUGAGGAGUUGAUAUAGAAAUUUCAGGGUCACUUUUGGAGGAAUGAUUCUUUCGGCUCUUUUAACUUCUGUUGGAAUCAAUCUUGCCCUUUGUUUUUUGUUUUUCACUCUGUACUCUAUAUUGAGGAAGCAACCGGGUAACAUCAAUGUCUACGCACCGCGUUUGGUUGCCAAAGAAAAAGCACAACAAAGAGGUCGUUUCAACUUGGAAAGUCUGUUACCAACUGUUAGUUGGGUCAAAAAGGCGUGGCAGCCCUCUGAAGAUGAACUCUUGUCAAUAGUGGGCUUUGAUGCUGUGGUGUUUAUGCGCAUUUUGACCUUCAGUUUGAAAGUUUUUUCUGUUGCUGGAGUUCUUGGGGUCUUCAUUCUUCUUCCAAUUAAUUUUGUCGGAACUCAGCUAAAUGAAGAUUCUACUGAUUUGCCAAACAAGUCUUUGGACUCUUUCAGUAUUUCAAAUGUCAAUGAUGGCUCAAACAGGUUAUGGAUUCACUUUUGUGCUGCAUAUGUUUUCACUGGAGUUGUCUGCUAUCUUCUUUAUUAUGAGUACAAUUAUAUUUCAUCAAAAAGAAUUGCUUACUUUUACUCAUCCAGACCUCAGCCACAUCAGUUUACAAUAUUAGUACGUGCUAUUCCUAUCCCAUCUGGGAGUACCUGCAGUGAAACUGUUGAGAGCUUCUUUAUAGAGAAUCACCCUUCUACUUAUCUUUCGCAUUCUGUGGUUCGGCGAACCAGUAAACUUCAAGGUCUUAUUAGUGAUGCAGAGAAGUUGUACAGAAGGCUUGCCCAAUUGAAACUGAAAAAUCAUACUUCACAGAGGUUUGGGCGUCAUGGGUUUUUGGGAAUAUUUGGACACAAAGUUGAUCUUUUAGAUCAUUAUGAAAAGAAAUUGGAAGAUGUAGAACAUAACGUGAGAUUGGAACAAGCUUCAUUGGCUGGAAAGGAAGUCUCUGCUGCCUUUGUGUCAUUCAAGUCACGGCUUGGUGCUGCCGUGGCCUUGCAUAUCCAACAAGGCAUAAAUCCCACAGAGUGGAUCACUGAACGAGCUCCUGAACCUCAUGAUGUUCACUGGCCUUUCUUCUCUUCUUCUUACCUAAAAAGAUGGAUAUGCACUCUCUUGGUGUUUGCUGCAUGUGCUGCUCUUACAAUUCUAUUUCUUAUUCCAGUCGUAAUCGUGCAAAGUCUUACAAAUCUUGAGCAGUUGGAGACCUGGUUCCCUUUCCUGGAAGGCAUACUAAGUUUAACCGUUGUCAGUCAAGUGAUAACAGGAUAUCUUCCCAGUCUCAUUCUUUCAAUGUUCCUAUCAUUUGUGCCACCUAUCAUGAUAAUUUUUUCCUCCAUGCAAGGAUAUAUCUCUCACAGUCGGAUAGAAAAAAGUGCAUGUAUCAAGGUAUUGUGGUUUACUAUAUGGAAUAUUUUCUUUGCAAAUGUACUAUCAGGAACAGCUCUCUACCAAGUCAGUGUCUUCCUUGAGCCCCAAAAGAUUCCCAGUGUACUAGCUGAAGCUGUUCCAGCACAGGCAUCAUUCUUCAUUGCAUAUGUUGUGACAUCUGGAUGGACAAGUCUGUCCUCCUCAGAACUCUUUCGAUCAAUUCCCCUUCUGCGCAAUUUUUUCAAAAGAGUAUUUUCAGGAAAAGAUGAUGAUGAAUUUGAGGUUCCAUCAAUUCCUUACCACAGUGAUAUUCCCAAGAUUAUUUUCUUUGGACUUCUUGGCAUAACAUACUUCUUCCUCUCUCCACUGAUUCUGCCAUUUCUCUUGGUUUACUAUUGUAUGGGAUACAUAAUCUACCGCAACCAGCUAUUGAAUGUAUAUGCACCCAAGUAUGAAGCUGGUGGAAGGUUUUGGCCUAUAGUGCACGAUUCAACAAUAUUUUCUCUGGUGCUGAUGCAUAUUAUUGCCAUUGGAAUAUUUGGGCUUAAGAAGCUUCCCUUAGCUUCCAGUUUAAUUAUUCCUCUUCCAAUUCUCACACUUCUUUUCCAUGAGUACUGCCAGAAACGGUUUCUACCCAUGUUCAAAGCUUAUCCUAAUGAGUGUUUGGUAAAGAAAGAUAAAGAGGAUCUGAAUGAUCCUACCAUAACUGAAUUUUAUGAGAAGUUAGCCAUAGCAUAUAGAGAUCCUGCCCUGUCAAUGCAGUAUCCCAGAAGCACUGAUGGGCACAACUCUCCACUUCUUCAUUCUGCUUAAAUCUGAAGUAGACAGAUUGUCUUCUAGCAUCAAGCUCAUGCAUCAAAAUGAAGAUUGCUUGAUUGUGUUGUAUUUGCCACCAUCUUCUGCAUCACAUUGGUUCUGAGGAGACCAUUGUUUUGGUCCGUUCUCAGUACCAUGACUUUGUUAAAAAAAUUAUCCCAGAUCUUUCAAUCAUGUCUGUAUAUUUUUUUUUCGUUGAAAGACUGUGUACCUAAUUUCUUUUCUUUUGGGAAUUAUCAUAGGGGACCCAGGGAUGUGAAUAAAAAAAUUAGGAUAAAGUAUAUAUUUUGUCUUUGAAAUGUAGUCCAAUUUAAGUUCCAUUUUCGUGUG